AUGCGCAAGACCAUCAUCUCCAGCUUUGACGCCUCCGUUGGCAUCUCGAAAGAUCUCGUCCAAGAACUCACUACAUCCGAAGAUGACAAGAUCACGAACCCCAAUGUUGAUCCUGGUACGGUAGAUGUCGCCAAAAUGGAUGCAGAGCGGAAGCUAAAGGAGCAGCGGGAGAAAGAGCUCAGUGCUCCAGCUAUGAAGGAACUGAAGCAAGCAUCGCUCAAGUUCUUCGACGAAUGGCGAAGCAGCGUUAUCAUAAGAGUCGGCGAGGUUGUAAAUUCCAGAGAAGAAGCCUCUUCCCAAAUGAGAUCCGCCAAGGCACCGGACUCAGCUAUUCACGCUCCAUCAGACGUCAAGGUCGACCCAUCCAAGCCUACGGAAUCAGACGAGUCCGCAGCUGCGUCACUAUCGAAGUUCUACCCUCCAAUUGAUACCCCACUCGCAUCGCUCGACGAAAAAACCAAGAUCCUUAUAAUACAUUCUAUGUUACUGCUCAUGCUAUCUCUGGAACACUACAUCGGCCCAUCACGCGUUCUCCUCCUCUAUAUAACCUCGUCGCUAAAACUUCCGCUCAAGAUCUUGACUGAAGAUGAAGAGAAGAUGGCAAAAGGCCUGCUUGAAGCCGCGAAACACAUGUCUGGAGACGCUGAAGCAAAGAAGAAAGUGGAAGAGAACAAAGAUUCAAGGAAAUGGAAAGUGGGCCUGGCCACAGUCGCAGGAGCUGCUCUGAUCGGCGUUACUGGUGGUCUAGCCGCACCAUUGGUUGCGGCUGGUGUUGGGAGUGUUAUGGGAGGUGUUGGCCUAGGUGCCACCGCUGCAGCAGGCUAUCUUGGCACCGUGGCCGGAAGCACGGUGAUUGUUGGUGGACUGUUUGGAGCCUACGGCGGACGAAUGACAGGCCAGAUGAUGGACAACUACGCGCGGCAAGUUGAGGAUUUUGCAUUUUUGCCUGUGCGAAAGGAUGGCAAAGAUAUCGAACAAGAAGAUGAGAAAGAAGCCAAGAAGCUAGCCCAGAAGUCCAAACAAGUUGAGAAGUCGCUAGACACAGAGAGUGGUGUUCAAAAUCCUCAAGACGGCCAAAGUGCGACGACACCAAAGACUCAUCACUUCCCUCAUCAUUUCAAAAAGGAAAGCAAAGAAGACAAGGACGGCGUCGAGGAUCCGGCCCAGCGCCGCCUCCGCGUCACCAUUGGCAUCACUGGCUGGUUGAACUCGAAGUCGGAGGUUGUCACUCCGUGGCGUGUGCUUGGUCAUGGAAGCGAAGUCUUCGCUCUACGUUUCGAGCUCGAAGCGCUCAUGAACCUUGGUAACAGUAUGAGCGCAAUGGUGUCAUCCGCCGCUUGGGGCUAUGCGAAGUCAGAAAUGAUCAAACGAACCGUAUUCGCAGGAUUGAUGGAUGCAAUGUGGCCCCUUGCCCUUCUCAAAGUCUCACGAGUGGUCGACAAUCCAUUUUCUGUCGCUCGAAGUCGUGCCGAUAAGGCCGGUGAAGUUCUCGCCGAUGCUUUGAUCAACAAGGCACAAGGCGAGAGACCAGUGACAUUGAUAGGCUACUCCCUCGGCGCAAGAGUCAUUUACUCGUGUCUUAUGAGUCUCGCCAAACGACGUGCCUUUGGCCUUAUCGAGUCAGUUGUUUUGAUUGGCGCUCCCGCACCCAGUACCACUGCAGAUUGGCGCGUCAUGCGCUCCGUUGUAGCCAGCAGGCUUGUCAAUGUGUACAGCGAAAAUGACUAUGUUCUUGGCUUUUUGUAUCGCACAAGCAGCAUCCAAUACGGCGUUGCUGGACUUCAGAAAGUCGAAGGCAUUCCCACCGUUGAGAACGUCGAUGUUAGCGAAAGUGUAAGCGGACAUCUGCGCUACCGUUACCUCGUUGGUCACAUUCUGAAGAAGAUUGGGUUCGAAGACAUUGAAAUGUCCGCCGUCGCCAAAGAGGAAGCAGGUUUAAAGAAGAUGGACGAAGAAGAUGCGAAGAAAAAGUAUGCCGACAAAGCUAAGGCGGAAGGCGAGAGGGUACUCAAGGACAAUCCCCUUGGCGUCGGCAAAGAUGGAGAGAAGAGCAAGGAACAGCAACAAGCAGAAUCAUCCGCUGCCGAAGCCGAAGCUGUUCAAAUGGAGCUAGAAGUACAGCAGGAGACGCAGAAAGGGAUGUUGAAAUCUGCCUGGGGAUACUUGCCGAAGAGGCUGAGAGGUGAGAAGUCGAGUGGUGAUGCCGAGAGCAAGGCUGCUGCGAGUGCGGAUACGGGUGUUUUGCCAGAAGUUCAAAAGGUGGAGAAGCCGCAACAGGGUGCUGGCGCAUGGGCGUCUAAUAUUGCGGGAGGAGGGAAAGAAGGCUUGAGUAAAGCGUCUGGUUGGGCCAGUGGUCUGGCUGGAGGACUGAUGGGUGGAGGAAGCAAGCCCAAGGAAGCUUAA
Molecule: messenger RNA, 2403 nt
Organism: Letharia columbiana
Lineage: Eukaryota; Fungi; Ascomycota; Lecanoromycetes; Lecanorales; Parmeliaceae
Exons: 1
Coding region: 1-2403 (800 amino acids)
Source: RefSeq, a predicted model, not a curated record